Molecule: messenger RNA, 691 nt
Organism: Hippocampus comes (tiger tail seahorse)
Lineage: Eukaryota; Metazoa; Chordata; Actinopteri; Syngnathiformes; Syngnathidae
Product: jmjC domain-containing protein 4-like
Exons: 2
Coding region: 104-532 (142 amino acids)
Source: RefSeq, a predicted model, not a curated record
GCGCCAUCAAGGCUGCUAAUGUAAAAAUGGUCCUGACACUUUCUUGUAGGAGGACACCAUUUCCAUCAAUCACAACUGGCUGAAUGGCUGCAAUGUGGACAUCAUGUGGCAGUUCCUGCAGAACGAGCUGUCUUCGGUGCAGAAAGAGAUUGACGAGUGGAGAAACACCAUGGAUUCAUGGCAUCAGCACUGUCAGGUCAUCAUGAAGGCCUGCUCAGGCAUCGACUAUAAGGAGUUUGCGUCGUUCCUCAAAAUCGUGGCGGACAACCGCAUGACUUUCUUGAACGCUCGCAGCUCCGGAGACGCCACCGACUAUCCGCGCCACCUUUCCGAGGCGCUCGUCACCCUCGGGCCUUGCCACGCUGCCUUCGACUUGCAACGGGUGGCCCACAUCCUGGAGCUCCUGCUGUGUAACGACGAUUUCAAGAGGCUGGACCACUCGGCGUCCGUCGUGCAGCCGGAAACGUUGUUGCAGCAAAUUCGGGACACCAUACAGUCCACCAGAGGGCAGCAUCUUCUUUAUCAAGACUGAGAGGUCGAGUGAAAUGGGGUUGCAAAGGGCAGACGUUUUUUCUCGUAUGAAUCCGUUAACUUUAGCUGAGAAAAUAUUUACAGUUGGACAAUUGGCAUGACAGUUCAUGAAAUUUAAUUUGUUUUUAUUUUUUCUACAAAUAGAAACCGUUCCUCUGUG